Molecule: messenger RNA, 2213 nt
Organism: Megalobrama amblycephala (Wuchang bream)
Lineage: Eukaryota; Metazoa; Chordata; Actinopteri; Cypriniformes; Xenocyprididae
Product: B-cell receptor CD22-like
Exons: 11
Coding region: 9-2126 (705 amino acids)
Source: RefSeq, a predicted model, not a curated record
GUGUUGCUAUGGUGAUGUCAGUCAGAAUGACUCCUCCUCUUCCUCUGAUCUUUCUGCUCAUGAUUCACAGGGUUUCUAGUGCUGAUUGGGGUGUGAGUUACAGUCCUUCACACAUCUGUGCACUAAAGGACUCAUCAGUGAUAAUGAACUGCACUUAUACAUACCCUACUGGACAUCAGAUCGAGAAAGUGUUCUGGACCAAAACAAAAGAUAAAAAUGAAACAGAAGAGUUUCUAGAUCUGUCUGAGGACCCUGAAUACAGUCAGAGGCUUCAGUAUCUGGGAGAUAAACAGCAGAACUGCACCAUCAGACUGAGUCAUGUGACACUGAAGGAUUCACACAUGUACUAUUUCAGAUUCAUCACUGAUAAAGGAAAAUGGAUUGGUAAAACAGGAGUGAAUCUUACUGUCACAGAUCUUCAGGUGGAGUCUCCUGAGAGAGUGACAGAGGGAGAUUCAGUCCGUCUGACAUGUAAAAGCAGCUGCACUCUGACUGACAGAGCAACAUUCAUCUGGUACAGAAACUCACAGCCAUUAACUGAGAGAAGAGACAGAAACAAUGAACUCCUGCUGCAGUCAGUCAGAAGAGAGGAUGCAGGCAGAUAUAGCUGUGCUGUACACGGACACAAUCACAUCUCUCCUGCUGUUCAGAUCAAUGUCAUGUACCCUCCAAAGAGUGUCUCAGUGUCCAUCAGUCCAUCUGGUGAAAUAGUGUCAGGAGAUUCAGUGACUCUGAUCUGCAGCAGUGAUUCAAACCCUCCUGCAGAAAUCAGCUGGUUUAAAGGAGGAACGUUUGUAGGAUCUGGAAGAAUCUACAGCAUCUCAAAGAUCAGCUCUGAUGAUAGUGGAGAAUACAAGUGCAGAUCCAUCAAUGAACAUGGAGAGAAAUACUCUGAUACUGUGACUUUAAAUGUCAUGAAUCCUCCAAAGAAAACCUUGGUGUCCAUCAGUCCAUCUGGUGAAAUAGUGUCAGGAGAUUCAGUGACUCUGAUCUGCAGCAGUGAUUCAAACCCUCCUGCUCUGAACUUCAGCUGGUUUAAAGGAAGAACGUUUGUAGGAUCUGGAAGAAUCUUCAACAUCUCAAAGAUCAGCUCUGAUGACAGUGGAGAAUACAAGUGCAGAUCCAUCAAUGAACAUGGAGAGAAAUACUCUGAUAAUGUGACUUUAAACGUCAUGUAUCCUCCCAGGAACGUCUCAGUGUUGAUAAAUGGAUCUGGUGAAAUAGUGUCAGGAGAUUCAGUGACUCUGAUCUGCAGCAGUGAUUCAAACCCUCCUGCUCUGAACUUCAGCUGGUUUAAAGGAGGAACGUUUGUAGGAUCUGGAAGAAUCUUCAACAUCUCAAAGAUCAGCUCUGAUGACAGUGGAGAAUACAAGUGCAGAUCCAUCAAUGAACAUGGAGAGAAAUACUCUGAUAAUGUGACUUUAAACAUCAUGUAUCCUCCCAGGAACGUCUCAGUGUUGAUAACUGGAUCUGGUGAAACAGUGUCAGGAGAUUCAGUGACUCUGAUCUGCAGCAGUGAUUCAAAUCCUCCUGCUCUGAACUUCAGCUGGUUUAAGGAGAAUGAAAGCUCAGCUGUUGGAUCUGGACAGAGUUUCAGUGCACUACAGAGUGGACGCUUCUACUGUCAGGCUCACAAUCAACAUGGAUCUCAGAGAUCAGACGCUGUAACUGUCACAGUUCAUCAUGGUGCUGGUAGGAAUGUGAUUGUGAUCGCAGCGACAUCUGGAGGAUUAUUCUUCAUCAUCAUCAUCAUCAUCAUCAUCAUCAUCGUCAUCCUCUUUAUAAUAAAGAAACGAAGGAGUGAUCAAACUGAAGAUCUCACAGUGAAACAGAAUGAUCUCUAUUCUGACGUGCCACAGAGAGUUUCAGUCCAUGACGAGCCUCUUUCUGAACCGGAUUCAGCCAAUGACGCUCCAAAGAGAUUCAGAGGAAACACUCCUGAAUCCAGAGAGACUGAGGAGAUCCAGUACGCAACUGUCCAAUAUCACAGAAAGAAAGAGACAAAGAGAGAAGAGGAGAACGAAAACCAGUACGACAAUAUAAGAGUUCAUCAGUCCGAUGCUGCCGUGAGGCAAACACUUCAAACUGUGGAAGAGCCUUCAGUGAUCUACAGCAGCAUCAAAUGAGUGACAGAGUGUAAAUGUUGUAUUAAUGUAUGUUUUACUGUGCAUGUUCUUACAACUACAGCUAAUGCUUCAAUAAACCUGAUUAGU